Messenger RNA from Cuscuta campestris, 896 nucleotides. The record is from the annotation of a GenBank genome assembly. Lineage: Eukaryota; Viridiplantae; Streptophyta; Magnoliopsida; Solanales; Convolvulaceae.
GAAUAGGUGAAGGGCAAUCAACCACACGGCCACCUCUUUUUGAUGGAACCAAUUAUACAUAUUGGAUAGAACGAAUGAGAAUCUAUAUUCGUUCCACAAACUUCCAAUUAUGGUUGGUUAUCAAAAACGGGGAAGAGGUGCCGAUGAAGAAAGUCGGAGACAAGUUGCUCCCCAAGACGGAAGACGAAUUUGAUGCCGAAGACAUCAAGAAAGUAGAGAACUUCGCAAAAGCAAUUAACAUGCUCUACUGCGCGGUCAACUCCGGUGACUACUGCAAGAUCUCUUGCUGCUCAACCGCCAAGGAGAUGUGGGAUAAGUUCGAGGUGACGUACGAAGGAAUGGACCAAAUAGUCAACGAUCUUCAUGCAUUGAAGAAGACCUACACCGACAGGGAUCUUGUGCGAAAGAUCCUACGGAGCUUGACAUCCGAAUGGCGAUCUAAGGCCGAUGCCAUCUAUGAGUCAAUCGGCACAUCAAAUGUCACCAUCGACGGUUUAAGAGGUAACUUAAAAACGUAUGAAUCUACUAUACUUAACCCGUCUUUGAAUGACCAAAGGAAAGGCAUAGCAUUAAAAGCCUUCAAAGAACCAACAAUGAAUGACUCAAGCGACGAUGAUGAAGUCAAGCUUGUCAUGAAAAAGUUUUGCAAGCUUCUAAGGAAGAAAGAAAAGGUUGAGGAUAGCCUUGUGUGCUAUGGAUGUGGUGAAGCCGGGCACAUCAAGAACAAAUGCCCAAGAAGCGGAAGGAAUGCUCGUCGCUUCAAAAAGCAAAGAGCAUACAUCUCUUGGGGUGGCGACUCUGGCGAUGAGUCAAGCGAGCAAGAGGAAGACGAAGAAGCAAACCUUUGUCUCAUAGCUCAAGAAGAAGAGGAGUCCGACAACGGCGAAAACCAAAAG